GGGAGUCAUUCUCCGGGUACCCUUCGCCUUUGAUGCGAGCUUAGAGCUCGGUGGCUCAGCCCUUUGAUGGUGCUGGCCGUCGAUGUGCCAGACAGCCCGCGGAGCAGCACCAUGGAGAUGCCGGUCUCCAGCCCCAGGAGCGAGGCGAGCAGCGUCUCCAGGAGCGAAGUUAGCAGCUACUCUGACGCCUAUGGGAUGGCUGAUGGCACCCCGACAGGCGAAAAGAAGAUGGACAUGUUCGAGUCCAAGCGGGAUCUAGAAGGUAACAAAGCGAUGCACGGCCUGGAGACCAUACUCAAGCACCAGUUUGGUGAUGUCAGGGAAGGCCUGAAAGAAGGUGCAGAUGAAAGAAAGGAGAGAGAGGAAAUCGAGAACGAAGAAGAGGCGAGUCCCACCCGGACAUCAGACUCGUUUGCGGAGGACUUUGCGGCUUCGGCGCAAAGGAUCCGCACCACGCAGAAACUGGUGAGCAGCGGGCCCUUUAUGGGCUUCUUCCUGUUGCUGACUUUGUACAGCUUCUAUGCGCCUGACCUAGAUGUGAUGUUUGGCAGCAAAGAAUCCGAAGUUGUGAUCAGCAUCACUAUGACGCUGACCUUGGCGCUGUUCCUUGUGGAACUGGUCUUGAACUCCAUGGCCAAGCCGGCCUACAUCUGCCGCUUCUCCUUUUGGCUGGACCUGGCAGCCUCGCUGUCGCUGCUCCCAGAAACCAUCAUGUGGAAGCAGCUUCUUAGCUCCAACUUCAUUGCCAGCAGCGAUGAGAGCCUCACACGCUUCCUGAUGCUGGCGGCGCGGUCCUCGCGGGCGUCUCGCCUGCAGCGGCUCACGCGGCUCAUGCGCAUCGCCGCGCUGCUGCCGCGGAUCACGGGUCUGCUGCAGAGGGGCAACAGGCAACUGGAAGAGGAUACACAGAGGUUGCUGAACAAGAAGCUGCAUCGCAUCUUUGCCUUCCUAGACACGGACUAUGAUGGCAAAAUCUCCGACCGUAACAUGAACGCGGUUCUGGACAGGUUGGACAACGCUACCGCCGCCAGGAAGAGUUCGAUGGUAUCGGCGAGGGGCAGCGUGUUUCAGAGCAUCUCCUUUUUCUCCUCCGGCAAGAUCUCCUUUAGGAGCAGCACCGUGCUGGCGCGGCCAGACAGCGACUCCGAGGAGGAACGAGACAAGCCGGUGCACUUGAAGAGCCUAAAGGCAGAAGUCUCGGAUGGCAUGCCCAUGCAGAGCAAGCAGCUGCGCUUCUCUGAGGAGCUCCAGGAGCAGCUCAGCGGGGACUUCUCCCCGGGGGUGAUGGUGCCAAUGCCGCCGGAGGCUUUCAGCACCCCGCAGCCGCCGCCGCCACAGCCGCCGCUGCCACAGCCGCAGAAUGAUUUUCGUGUAGAAGCCGCACAUAGCGACCAGGGGGAGAUGGGCGAGGAUCUGAGGCGCACUGAGAGCGAGGUCAGCGUGGCGCGGGAAUCCACCAUGGGGCGCGAGGACAGCCUGCCGUUUCAUGAUCGCGAUAACUCUCACAAGAGCACCAAAACAUCUGUGUUCUCCUGUCUCUCAGAAGUCGACCAGGUGACCUUCGAGGAUUUCAAAGAGCAGAUCCUAGCAGAAGAGCCGGUGGGGAAGGAGCUCCUAGGCAUAUGCAGGAACCAGCUGUUGAAGUCUUCCUACAUGCACUCCGAGCGGAUCAAGCAAAUGGAAGACAUUGGGGUGAAGGUUGCCUUAGGCGUGCUGGGCAACAUCCUCAUAGUCAGUAUCUUCAGUUGGUCCAUCGAGAACCAAAACGCCAGGCAAACACUGGAGAUGUUGGAUGUGAUGGGAUCCCGGUACGAUGUGCCCGGGCAGUCCGACCUGCCAGACCACAUGCAGGAGUCAGUUUUACUCUGGAGCACCAGCCUGGAUGUGCAGUCGAUCCGUGGGAGCCUCAUCUUCUUGGACAUUGCACAGCGAACUGUUUGCAACGAGCUGUCUGAGGAGAAGUUUGGCUGCGCGGAGCCCCACACUCCGUGGCCCUGGCCGUCCCGGGGCUCUUUGACGGCCGUGGAGGAGGCCUUCCAGCAAUCACAGCACCGCCAAUCCGACGUGGUGCUGCUGCGAGUGCCGGAUGAUAGCCAACGCGAGGCUUCGAGCUCGCUGGAGGAUCUGAACAGGAGCGUUACCUCGCUGGCUCUUCUGAACAUGCGCUACCUUCAGGAACAAAAUGCGCUGUUCUCCGUGAUUGUCACGACAACAGCCAUCAUUUUGAUAUUGGUUGGCAUCUACGUCUUCACCAGGCAAGUCAGCACGCUGUCCUCGGGCUUGCUGCGACCCAUUCGGCUGCUCGCGGAUGACAUGCAGUCGGUGACCCAGAUGCAGCUGGCGGGCUUGCAGAGCACCAAAACGGAGAUCAUGUUUGACCGGAACGUGGCCGAGAUCCGCCUUAUCGAGAGCAUCUUCGAAAAGACGAAGACCGCCAUCCGCUCCUGGGGCAAGUACGUGCCCUGGCCGGUGGUUCAGAUCCUGCUGGCAGCAGGGGUGGACUCUGCUUUGAAGAUCGGAACCGUGGAGGUGACGAUGUUCUUUUCCGACAUCGCCUCCUUCACCACGAUCGUGGAGAAGCUGCCACCGGAGCGCUCGCUGGUGCUGCUGAGCAGAUACUUCAAUGACAUGUCCCAGGUGAUCGACAGCCAAGGAGGCAUUGUCAUCGAGUUCAUCGGCGAUGCCAUCCUAUCGGUGUUCGGGGCGCCGCUGCGGAAUCCCCUGCAUGCAGAGGCCUGCGUGAAGGCGACGAUGAAGAUGCUGAAGUCCUUAGACCGCAUCAACGCCUGGUCAAAGCACCGGGACCUUCCGCAGGUCAACAUUCGCUGCGGCGUGCACACGGGUGAGGUGCUUGUCGGCAACAUGGGCUUUCACUCUCGAAUAAAGUAUGGCACCACGGGCGAGAACGCCAACAUCCCCUCCAAGUUGGAGGAGCUCAACAAGACGUAUAGCACGAACAACCUGAUCUCUCAGGACACCUUCUCCAGCCUGGUGGAGAACACCUUUGUGACCAGGCCAAUCGACCUCAUCUACUUGAGGAGCUACGACAUGGAGCCCACCGUGGUGUACAACAUCCUCUGCCCGGCGGAAUCCACAAAAGCGGAGAGGUCGGAGAAGAUGGCCAAAGUCUAUCGAGAAGCUUUCCUGUGCUACCGCAGCCAAGGCUUCAAGAAGGCGGCCGAGCUUUUCCAAAAGUACGCCAAGCUGUCGAAAACCAAGGCUUCGGUGCAGGAGUCUGGACAAUUUGGAACUCCAUACCCGAAGAAUCUUGAACUAUGUGGAGUCUUUGCAGGAUGCUGCGGCGCUGCUGAUGCAGAAACGCUGUAAAUUUUACCAGGAGCAUCCACCACCCAGAGACUGGGACGGAGUUUGGGACCAGGCAGGUGCUUUUGCUCGGGUGGCAGCUGGGGAUGCCCCGUUGCCAGGCUUCUGAGCCGUGACGCUCGGGUUGGUCGAAUGAUCUCAAAGCAGGUCUUAUUUCUGACCCUGGGGCUUUGAACCUCCAUUGGCCAU
Effrenium voratum is the source of this 3513-nucleotide messenger RNA. The record is from the annotation of a GenBank genome assembly. Lineage: Eukaryota; Dinophyceae; Suessiales; Symbiodiniaceae.